This is a messenger RNA of Rhipicephalus sanguineus (brown dog tick), 2430 nucleotides long. Its product is annotated as ATP-binding cassette sub-family B member 10, mitochondrial-like. The record is from RefSeq and is a predicted model, not a curated record. Gene Ontology annotation, molecular function: ATP hydrolysis activity; ABC-type oligopeptide transporter activity; ATP binding. Gene Ontology annotation, biological process: transmembrane transport. Gene Ontology annotation, cellular component: membrane. Lineage: Eukaryota; Metazoa; Arthropoda; Arachnida; Ixodida; Ixodidae.
GCGAAAGGCGGCGGGGCGCUUGGUGCAUGGUGCAUGCUAGGUACUCUUCGCUACCAUUACCGAGCGUUUGCAAUAAGCGAUGUGUUUCUCUUCAACUUCAACUUCAAGAUGCACACAACUGCUGAAAAAUGAACCCUACAGCUGAGUCCCACUAGCUGCUUCAAUCACUGUUUAUUGCAUCAGAUUAACCUCAGCACGAGCUCGCCAUGCACGCUUUCAUACUGGCUGGCUCUCAGCUGCUUCGUCAAGUGAGGACCCGUAAGCAUCUGUUGCUUCGGUUUUUCUCUUCGAAGAACGGCGGCGUCCUUUCGAACAGUAGCACUAUCCGUCGAGUCUGCGUACCUCCGGUGAAACCACUUGCGUCUGUCGUACUCUGCCGAACCUGCUCAAGUGCUCGGCGUGUAGACAGCGGUGAGCUUAGGAGACUGCUGCGGCAAGCAAGACCCGAACGAUUUCGCCUCGGUGCUGCAGUUUUGUUGCUUUUUGUGUCUAGCUCCGUUAUGAUUGCUUUCCCAUUUUGCAUCGGCAAAGUGAUCGACGUGAUCUACACUUCAUCUGACAACGAAGAACUUCGCGCCAACCUCAACUGGAUUUGCAAGGUCCUGACUGGUGUUGUUGUGGUCGGUGGUCUUGCAAAUUUUGGCCGAGUAUACCUCAUGAACACUUCAGCCCAACGAAUAAUCAACUCUCUCCGCAAGCAAGCUCACGCCUCGCUGAUGCAGCAGGAAGUAGCCUUUUUUGAUCGAAACCGAACAGGCGAUCUCAUCACUAGACUUUCAAGCGACACUGCACUGGUUGGGAUGUCCCUAACACAAAACAUAUCCGAUGGUCUGCGCUCUGCUGUUGCAGUGUUUGGUGGUGUGGGUAUGAUGCUGUAUACCUCGCCACAGUUGUCACUGGUUGGUUUGAGUGUUGUGCCGCCGGUUGCCGUCAUUUCAUUCGCGUUUGCUCGUAGACUGAGGCAAGUGGCAGCAGACGUGCAGACGCGGCUCGCCGAGUCUAGUGCCAUUGCCGAGGAACAGCUGUCACACAUCAGAACUGUGCGCGCUUUCACCAAAGAACGUUUUGAGAUGAAUAGAUACGCUGCAGGGCUUUCUAGCUUGUUGGACAAGGUUAAUACUGAAACAAGGUUGCGGGCAGUCUUUUUUGGCUGCACUGGGGCCACGGGAAACAUGAUUGUAUUGGCUGUCCUCUAUUACGGGGGCAUUCUCAUGUCUGAUGGCAGACUCACUGUAGGAAACCUAUCUUCGUUUUUGCUGUAUGCAGCUUAUGUCGGUGUUUCCAUUGGUGGCCUUGGAGGCUUCUUCACUGAAGCAACCAAAGCAUUGGGUGCUUCAAAAAAGGUAUGGGAAAUUGCUGAUCGUGUUCCAACCCUACCAAAUUGUGGUGGACUAGCUCUGUCCAACCUCCAAGGGCAGGUAGAGUUUCACAAUGUCACAUUUGCCUACCCCUCCAGACCAGAGGUUGAAGUUCUGAAAAAGCUCAACCUUUCUGUGCCUGCAGGAUCUGUUUUGGCCAUUGUAGGCCCUAGUGGGCAGGGAAAAUCUACACUGGCUUCCCUACUUCUCCGGCUUUACGACCCUAGUUCAGGUACUGUCACACUGGAUGGAAUUGAUAUUAGGGAACUGGACCCCCACUUUCUCAGAGUGCAUGUGGGAAUUGUAAGCCAAGAACCUACACUUUUUGCUACGUCCAUCGAAAACAUUCUUUAUGGUGCAAAGAAUAUGGAGGAAAGCUCAAAAGAGGAUGUAAUCAAGGCUGCAACUGAGGCCAAUGCACUUGAGUUCAUAGAAGGCCUUCCUGAUGGCUUUAAUACAAUGGUAGGCGAGCGAGGAAUCUUGUUAUCGGGAGGUCAAAAGCAGCGUAUCGCUAUUGCUCGAGCUAUUCUACGGGACCCGUGUGUGUUGAUUCUGGAUGAAGCAACUAGCUCGUUGGAUGCUGUUAGUGAACGAGCUGUGCAAGAGGCAUUGAAAAAGCUAAUGGUUGGACGCACUGUGCUCACUAUUGCUCACAGGCUUUCUACAAUUCGCAGGGCAGAUAAAAUUGCAGUGUUGAAGGCAGGUACUGUUGUUGAGCAUGGAACUUAUGAGCAGCUGAUGGGCAUUACUGAUGGGCUGUUUCGGAGGCUUGUGGAACAUCAGCUACAUGAUGAGAGAACAGCCGGGUGAAUGUUAACAUUAGUGUUGCUUAAUUGCUGUGAUAUUAUUGUAAUGAAGUGACAAAAUACAAAGCACUAAAUUCUGGCUGCAAUGCAACUUCACAAAAGUGCAGCAGAUGCUUUUAGUGUAUCUUGUGCACAAUGCAAGAUUGUAUUAAAAAAGCUCACCAUUUAAAAGAGAGCUUAGCUGAUCAGGUAAUAUUUACACUACCAUAAAAAUUCUGUUUUUAGCUAUGCUGUAGUAAUGCAAUAAAACUAUUUUAUAUGCUGGA